Molecule: messenger RNA, 4431 nt
Organism: Penicillium subrubescens
Lineage: Eukaryota; Fungi; Ascomycota; Eurotiomycetes; Eurotiales; Aspergillaceae
Product: ribosome biogenesis protein URB2
Exons: 2
Coding region: 1-4431 (1476 amino acids)
Biological process (GO): ribosome biogenesis
Cellular component (GO): nucleolus
Source: RefSeq, a predicted model, not a curated record
AUGCCUUUGCUUGCGGGGCCCUCGAGCUCGUCGCAAGAGGCGCUCCUCCGCCUUGAAAAAGGUAGCAGCGCAUCCCCAACUACCCAACUUCACGAAGCAGCACAGAUUCUUGGUGUGGACCUGAAAACCUGUGAGAGUCAUCCGGAGACACACCAGGAUGCGAAAAUCCAGACAAAGGCUACUCCGAAGGAGGAAUGGGUGCUCCGAUGGUUGCUGAAAAGACUCCGGACUGGGAAGAACUACCGCGUGGACCCAGCUUCAUUCCUAUUGCUGCGGCAGCUCAUUGGCCUCAUCUCGCCUAAGAAUUUGGCGACAAUUCUGAAAGAUCAAGGUUUUUUCUCGAUUCUGUGCGAUACAGUUGCGGACUUAGAGAAUGACAUCUUUGCGACGCUGGGCAGUGGUGCCCCGACCACGAAUUUCGAGUCCGACUCCAGCAAUACGAUGGAUGCGCAUCCCACGCAGGGGACCAAGAGGAAGAGGGUUGUCGGAGAGAAUGAUACCGAGUCUAUGCAUCUAGACGAGACACCGCAGAAUCCCUCCUCGUGCUUCCUUGCGUUCAUUCGUGCUCUGGACUGCCUCUAUGGCGUCGUGACCCUGGCUCAGCGGACGCUCGGCGUGGAUGAAGUGGCCAACUCUCACCUCAAGUUGGCGCUGAGAGGAGAACCCGAAAGUGUUGCAACUUUGUUGGGCAGGUCACUUCAGAUGGCUGCCGUUGCCGUCACGCAAUUCUCGCAGGCAGGUAAAACAACCGAUCUCCAGCACCUACUGCUGGUCUUCCCUGCAAUGCUUGAGCUGUGGGAGUCAAGAUCCUACCGCCAAGACGACACGAACAACAAUUCAAGCAAUGAUUGUUUUGCCAAGUCUUGCUUUUCUCACGCUCUCCGGCUUCAACUCUGCCUACGAAGCAUCAAAUUCGACACUGACGAGAGAGCCCAUCUUCUCCAUGCCAUUGAACGCAUCGUCGCUCUCCAUGUGUUGAUCCCAGCUCGGGAGGCUUUCUUUGCCCGCGGCGGCUCUGGCAUUGACUACUCCAAGGAAGAGCCGGAUUGGAGUUCGGUGAAACCGGUGACUGAUACAUUCAGACCCAUCAUUGGCGAACUUUCAGUCAUCCAAAUGACACCAAAGAAGCCUAACAAUCGCUCUUUCCACCCCUCGUGGCGAUCCAUUGAGCUUCUUCCGGAGCUAUUCGAUAGCGCCGUGCGUGCUGUCCCAAGAGAUGAUUUCAGACGUCAGACACACGAAGCCCCUUGGCUGGAGACUUUGUUCGUGGCAGUUGCGGAGCUGGCUUAUUCCACCGCAAAGGAUGAGGAGCCGGCUACGUUCUCUGCCAGGUUCAUCUCUGUGCUGGAAGACCUUUUGCGCAUUGCUCUCGAUCGAAGUGUUGGCCUAUCACUGCAAACCAUCCUUACCCAUGCCGGGUAUACCGGUCUCCUCGAGCAAGGCCUAGAGCAGGUUCAGUGGAAUGUCACGGCUCUGGUUAUUAGCCUUGGCGUUGAUGUUUUCUUGCCCAACUCAGGUCUACGCGAUGCGAGCAAGCUACUGGAUGCGUUACUUGACAAGAUCAUGCUUCAAUGGCGCAGUGAUUCUUCCAAGGAUACUAAAGUCUACAAUACGAUUAAGAAUAACAUCGUCAUCCCGCUUCUGCGGGGCUUUGCAGGCGCGAGAGAUUUGACAUCUUUCAUGGAAGUUUGGCAUGAUCAACUUAUCAUCUUGGAAGAAGCCCGCAUCCGCAACAACAGUCUCCCAUUCUUCUCUGUCUGGGAAGAUGAUGACUUGUGUGAUGUCUUUUCUGAAUUGACGCGGACUUCACUCACGAGUGUCAACUUUGCCGCACAGCUGCAGACUGCUGCAACUGCAACUCGGGCUGAAAAUGGCAAGAUCUCCGAGUCCUCGGCGUCAUAUGCGAAGUUCGUUGUGAUGGAGGCCACUUUCCGAAGCAAGGUAUUGACGGCCGAUUCGGAGGAGGUUUUGGCACAGUUCCUGGAGACAUUGACAUCUACUCUGUCAUCGAAGCAAAUGUUCCACUGGCGCUGGCGCAUGUGGCGGUUCGUGCGGAAUCUUCUGCAGAACAAUUUGCUCGCCGCCGAUAGUAUUCUUAACAAGGCUACAAAGCCUCUUGUGAGCAUUGCUGCAAAGUCCCUUCACCGCAAUCACAAGAACUUGGCCAAAGCACCACUUGCUCCUCUGGAGUCAUGGGAGAUCUAUCGGUUCGCUCUACUAGUUGUCAAGGGAAAGCCCAGCGAUGAACAACUGGAAGCGUUCACCGAUAUCUCCAAGGAUGUUACCAAAUUGGUCUCAUCAAUCACCACAGAGGAUUCUCAAGCCUCGAUGGAGGCGCCCUGGGACGGUCGAAUUGAUACCUUGUGUUCACCAGCCACGCUAGCUUUGGCUUAUACUUUGGCCUUAGUGAGGGAACCUGAUGCCUGGGAGAAGGUCAAACCCGAGUACCGGUCGAGCUUGUUGAAGCAGCUCAUGUCUCUGGCCGCCGUUCAGUACCACUCGUCCUCCUUGCCUCUGGAGACUGUUGCUGAUAAUGCGCGGUUCCUUCAAGCAUGGGCGAGUGUUGUAUGCCACGAGUAUCUGCUCAAUGUGCCAUUCAUUGUGCCGGACCUAGUCCUUCUGCUCACCAAGAGCCUCGAAGACGACGUCUUCAAUCGCCGUCUCUACGUGGAAAGCGUGCAGCGGAUCCCUGCUGCCUUGAUCACCCGUGGUCUAAGAACUUCCCUGCUGGAUAAGCUGCAUGAUAUCGUUGUUCAGCAAGACAGUGCGCCCGAAGUGAUCCUUGGCCUUUUGACUAUGAUGGCAAAACUCGCAGCCAUGCCCAAGUGCGAUGCUAAUGUCACGAGCGACUGGGAGCCGAUCUGGACAGAGGCCCGUGCCAUCUCCCUGGAUGGUACUGAUUUGGAUCUGCAUAUCAUGAAGGCUUUCCGCAGCUUGUAUCGCGCUGUCAUCGCCAAGCUGCUGGUCCUGUCACAAGACGAUCGAUAUGAGACAUUCAAAAAACUGUAUUCCAGAGUCUCCAAGCAGGCAUCCAAGCUUCGACAGAUUGACCGUGAUUCCAUGGCCUGUUUCUUACUCCGCCUAUCUUUGUCGGAACUGUGGGUUCAUCGCAAGGAGUUGGCCAAGGCCUUCUCAGAGGAUGACUUGGCGUCCUGCCGUCAACGCGUGUUUGGAUUGGUGCUGGCUGACAUGAAGUCCGUCAAGGAUCAGUGCAGGAAGCAGAAGCUAGAGGAGACAAUCACCCUCAUCAAGACCAUCGAUGCUCUGGAAGACUUUGAGGACCUGGCAACAAACAACAUUGAGGUUGAGAAGUUCCUUUCCAAGCUUGAGCGUUACAUGGAGAUGUCGAUCGACUCGGCUCCGUCGCGCUUGAUCCGCCGGCGUCUAAUGGCCUCCAAGGGAUCGGAGAAGAAGUCUACCGAGCCAAUGCUGCAAUGCGCCGAGACUCUUACCCUCCAGUCACUGUACGCUGAGGACCAACAGCUCUUCAUCCGAGCCACCACAGAGCGUUUCCGCUCGAUGACCGGAGAACAGAUCAGCGAAGCAAUUCAGGAGAUCCGUGAGCUUGGCUUCAGUGGUCAACACGCCGCAUAUCGACUGCUUGUGGUCUACCUUGCGGUCAUCUCCCUCCAGCCCGUUGAAGACAAAGAUAGCCCUAUUUCUCGCGAGCUCUCCCAGCUCAGCCAGUCACUUGCAACGACGCUCGUUCACAGCACCUCAAUUGAUCAAUUCUGCUUCACGGCUGAAACCAUGGCCCUUCUUCUCCGCGUGCACACUCGUAGUAUGGCUCAGUGCAACGUCGAUGACAUGCUCGCCUCCAUCGCUACCGCCGCCUCCAAGAGUGGCCCACGCAUAUCACCCGAGUACGCCCCCACCAUCUACACCCGUCUUUGCCGCUUGAUGGGUAUCAUCCUGGGUCUACAGCGAGUCAAGAUUGGCGGUCGCUUCCAUCUCGUCGUCACUGCCAUGCAGCGGCUACUCGGCUGCCUCUUCGCACGCUCUCGUAAGCGCUCACGCUCCAACCGGGCCGCAGUUAUCUCCCACCCCUUCUGGCUCGCUCCCCUCGACGCCUCUCACACGUCCAACUUUACCCGCCUCCUCACUUCUCUCAGCGACCCGACUGUCUCUGCCGUACUGCGCUCCCAGCCUGGCAUGUCUCGCGAGGCUCUAACCGAUGAAACGAAGAAAGCCAAGCGCAUCGCUGGCCAGUACCUCCAAUACGUGAUCAUGUCGUAUGCGCAGUGCUCGCUGCGUGGGUCAUUGGUGCCGGAUGUCAAGGCCGCCCUGUUGCCUGGUCUGUAUGCGGCGCUGGAUGUGAUGUCGCGGGAAUCGAUGCGGGCGAUGAACGCGGGCUUGGAUGCUUCGGGUCGGGCCGUGUUCAAGUCUCUUUAUGAUGACUAUGUGAAGUUUGGAAAGUGGAAUAAGGCGUGA